AUGGCCGGACCAGUGCCUUUCGCGACAGCGCUCGACCAGAUCUACACGGAAGAUGCGCUGCCAGCCCAGACAAAGCGAUGGGAGAACCUCCUGUCCAAGUUCGAGGGCCGCUUCGGACACGCCGCCGACUUCGUUGCGCGGUCGCCUGGCCGAGUGAACAUCAUCGGCGAGCACAUUGACUACUCGCUGUACUCGGUGCUGCCCAUGGCCAUCACGGCCGACGUCAUCAUCGCCGUGUCCACCGACCUGACCCCAAGCAGUGCCGACACCUAUAAGAUCCAGAUUGCGAACGUGCAGGACCAGAAAUUCCCUGCGCACGAAUUCGAUAUUCCGUACAACGCAGUCGAGAUCGACUCGAGCAUACACGAGUGGACAAACUACUUCAAAUCAGGCUUGAGGGGCGCGCUCGAGCUGUUGCGCAAGAAGCAUGGCGCCGACUUCAAGCCCAAGAGCAUGCAGAUUCUGAUGGACGGCACAGUGCCGGCUGGAGGUGGUCUCAGUUCCAGCGCUGCGUUCACGAGCACCAGCGCUCUAGCUGUCAUGAUUGCGAACGGCGAGGAGACGGUGGACAAGACUGAGUUGACUGAGCUAGCUAUUGUUAGUGAGAGAGCCGUGGGUGUCAACUCUGGAGGAAUGGAUCAGUCAGCCUCAGUGUUCUCCGAGCGAGGUUCUGCCCUCUUCGUCUCUUUCACACCGAAGCUCUAUGCCAGGCCAGUCUUCUUCCCCAAGACAAACCCGGAGCUUUGCUUCCUGAUUGCCCAGUCCUUCGUCGUCGCGGACAAGCAAGUCACGGCUCCCGUCCAGUACAAUUUGCGAGUAGUUGAGUGCAGUCUAGCGGCCGCCUACCUGAAUGCCGUCCUCAACCCGCCAGGCACCAUCCUACCAGCUGAUCCUGGCCCGCUGGGAUUCAGUCUUCACGGUUUCCACGAGGUCUACUUCGCCCUUCAGGAGCACCAGGGUGCCAAGGCCCUCGCUAUCCAGGAUCAGCUCAAGGCUCUCCUCGAGCUGACCACAUCCACAUUCACUAAGAAGGAGGGCUACACCCGUGAGGAGAUCGCCGCCGUGCUGGGCAUCUCGACAGACGAGCUGCACGCUCAGUUCACCUCGCGUGUCCCCGUGCGCGCCGAGCGUUUCAAGCUGCAGCAGCGCGCGUACCACGUCUUCGCCGAGGCGCUGCGCGUGCUGCAAUUCAUGGACCUGCUCGAGGACCCGGCGCAGCGGCCCGCGGAGGACGGCACCGACACAACAGAGUACAACAAGAAGCUGGGCGCGCUGCUCAACGAGACGCAGGACUCGUGCUGCGAGCUGUACGAGAACAGCUGCAAGGAGAUUGACACUCUGUGCGAGAUUGCGCGCCGGGUGGGUAGUUACGGUAGCCGCGUGACCGGCGCGGGCUGGGGAGGCUGCAGCGUACAUUUGGUCCCGGCGGAUAAGGUCGAAGCGGUGAGGGAGGCUUGGGAGAAGGAGUACUACUCGAAGCUCGAUCUUACAGAGGAACAGAGGGCUGGUGCAGUGGUCCAGACGUUACCGGGAAGUGGUAGCGCAGUGUAUAGAGGAGGGAAGCUCAGAGUGGCUUAA
Messenger RNA from Phaeoacremonium minimum UCRPA7, 1578 nucleotides. Its product is annotated as putative galactokinase protein. NCBI's taxonomy places the organism in Eukaryota, Fungi, Ascomycota, Sordariomycetes, Togniniales, Togniniaceae. The transcript is spliced from 2 exons. The coding region runs from base 1 to 1578 and encodes 525 amino acids. Gene Ontology annotation, biological process: galactose metabolic process; carbohydrate phosphorylation. Gene Ontology annotation, cellular component: cytoplasm; cytosol. Gene Ontology annotation, molecular function: ATP binding; galactokinase activity. The record is from RefSeq and is a predicted model, not a curated record.